Molecule: messenger RNA, 3221 nt
Organism: Salvelinus fontinalis (brook trout)
Lineage: Eukaryota; Metazoa; Chordata; Actinopteri; Salmoniformes; Salmonidae
Exons: 4
Coding region: 100-1344 (414 amino acids)
Source: RefSeq, a predicted model, not a curated record
CAGCAUUUCUCUUGUCGUCAUCAACAUUAAAGCAUGAGAGGACCUGCAUAAUAUUACAAUAAUGUUGUUCAAUUGCUGUAACUAACUUUCUGGUUUAUAAUGUCAACAUACACAACUAUCCAGUUACCGUGUUGGGAUGGUGGCAAGUUGAAAGUUCGCUUCAUAUACUUGUCAAAUAGAAGCUCUUUCAAAGUGACGAGCUGUCCUAUCGAGGGACCAAUGGUUCCUCUCUUUUUAGGGGCUGAUAUCUUCUCAAACACUGAUAUCCGCACAGAGAACCAUCCCAGAUAUCAUGCAAAGUUUGCAAAGAAAGGAUUGGCAACUAAACUACAUUUCUCCUCAGCUUUUAGAUUCCAUGGACUGAGGGUACCCACUGCCAACAAUUGCAUGUGGUUCUACAGCAUCCAAGGUGUUUUUCGAGUGGCCUUUGAAAUGUAUAGUAAACAAGAGCAGCUCUCUGUGUUGGAGAACUUUCAGGAGGUAUGGAAGUCCCGCCUAAAUGACAUCCCACUAAAGAUGAACUACAACCUGAGUGUCCAGCUGGAUCCUCCACCACCCCAGAUCGUUGUGGAGAUGUAUGACCAAGACCUAAAGCUCAAACUGAUGUCCCGGAAUCCCCAAGGUUACCCAUCUCAAUCUGUGGAAAUCCCAGAGGCAGACACAGGCCCUUCAGGUGACACUUCAGCAGACCACGAUUACUGCUUUCUGACAAAUGAGAGUAUGCCAGCACAGCCAGUCUAUCUAUGUCCCUCCAUCUUAAGUCAAAAACUGCAGGGCUUGGAGGAAAAGCUGAGCUCUGAGAAACAGCUGGGGACUGACCAGCAGGAGACCAUACUGCUUCUGUUGGAGAGCAUUGAGCGCUGUGUGAGCAGGCCCCUGGAGGAGAGGGAUGUGGCGGACAUUGUACUAGCUCUGCUAGAGGCUCGGAAGUGGGGCUCUGUGUACUCCAGCCACCUGCUUCACUCCAUAGGCUGCUGGCUUGGCCAGCAGUUCCAUGGAGCCAACAGUAGCAUCAGCCAGCAGGUAGAGGGCUUCAAGGUGCGGCACAUAGAGCGAAUCACAGAUCUGCCACCCGCAGAGGAAUUGGCCUCAGAGCUUUUUCCAGAGGCCAUGCGAACACUGCUGCUUCACUGGAUGGGUCUGAGUGAUGACUCAUCCCUGUGGAAGAGACAGAGCGAGUACCCCAUCCUGCUCCUAAUCCUGGAGUUUGCCAACCACAACCUCAUCACUGGUGUUGCACAUGUGCUUUACUCAAGUCUUAAGGUGAAUUUAGAUUUAGCCAACUCAAAAGAGUUAAGUACCGAAGAAAGUAAAACUACUGUUGUAAAAAAACUACUCAAGUAAAAAGUAGUUAAUUUAAAAAGUACUUAAGAGUAAAAGUAAAUGAGUUACUUUUAAAAUUAAAACAUUGAACUAAUUGAUAUUUAGCAAUUGUUUUCUACCCGAAUGUUGUUACCAUAGAGAUCAUGUUGAAUUUAUAUUAUUAGUAUUCUAGUUCCUAAUUUGUUACACAUGAUCUUUUCCAUGCAAUUACUUUAAAAGAGGAAUUGAAUGUAAAAUCUCAUUAGAAAUUUGUGUUUUUUGGUGUAACGUUAUAGGCCUACAAUGCUAUGGUAUGUAUUAUAGUCGGUUCUGUUAUGUAAAAUGCAAAUUAUCAAUGUGAUCUUGCAAGACAUUGAUUCAGCUUUGAUCUAACUUUACUAAUUGAGCACCAUUGUGAGAAGUGAUCUUCUAUUUGUAAUAAUAAUGUGAGUAUGACUAUUAGGCAUAGGUAAUAGAUCUUGAUUAUGUCUUUUUUUUUUCUUUUUUUUUUACAGUAUUUUUUGGAAUUUCACAAUUUUCACCCAUAUUAAAGAGAUACAACAACAGAGACAAGGCAAAAAAAACAACAAAGAGAAACAGCACCCGCCUACACAUACCUGCGCAUACAUAUAUAUAUACACAUAUACAUACACAUACAUACGCACACCAUCUCCCUCCCCCUGCUUCUCCCACCCUAUCCCCAUCAUUGCGUCUCUCAAUACACACAUUUUAAACAAACUUACAAACCGAAAUUAAACAAAAAAGCUCGGUUUAAACUAAGAAGUUAGGUUCCACACAUGGAACAUACAGUGUAAUUCUGAGUACAUAGAUCACCACCAUUCUAAGAGAAUCCUUGCAGCAUAAUAGCUGAUAGCUCAGGUUCUAGGUAAUUUAGAUAGGGUUCCCACACUUUGUAGAACUGAUCUGUUUUAGAAUGCAAUGUACAUGUCAGAUAUUCCAGAGGCACCCAUUCAAAAAGUAUCUUAUGCCAAUCUUUAAUAGAAGGAACCUUAUCACUAAUCCACCGUAAAAGGAUGUUUUUCCUUGCAGCAAAGGUAAGGAUGUUGUAAAGCCUCCUCUUACUCACAGAAGUAACAUGCCUACUAGGGAGACCUAACAGUAACGAAACUGGGUCCAAUUCUAGAUCAACCCCUAGGAUCUUUUCAAUUUCUUGCAGAACACCAGACCAGUAUCGUUGUAUUUUGGUACAUGACCAUAAACAAUGUGUUAGGGUGCCUGUAUCAGUUUUGCAUUUAAGACACUGAGGGGAAGAGGAAGAGGGGCUAAAGGCAUGUCUGCGAUUUGGGGAUAUGUGCAAUCUGUGUAUUAUUCUUAAUUGGAUUGCUUUAGUACGAUUACAUAUAGAUAUUGUUUUUGCAUAUCUCCAAAUGUCCUCCCACAUCUCUUCGUCAAUAGUCACAGACAAUUCUUUCUCCCACACUUGUUUCACCCUCUGUGUGUUGACAGCAGGAAAGGACCUUAAAGCAUCAUAAAACAGACUUACAGACAUUUUCCUUUGUGGAAAAAAAAUCAUUCUCUCAAUGACAGACAUAUCAGGGUUACCAAUUAAGGUGGUGCUCUUCACAAUAUAAUGUCUUACUUGUAGGAAGCGGAAAAAGUCCUGCUUUGGGAGUCGAUAUUUCUCCACCAUCUGCUCAAAUGACAAUAGAAUCUUAUCAGCAAAUAAGUCAUUUAGUCUGCGUAUGCCCUUAUUAAGCCAAAAGUUAAAGCCAGCAUCCAGCAAUCCUGGACCAAAAUCUGGGUUGUUAAGAAUUGGGGUAAGAGCAGAGGUUAGUUUGGACCUUCCCAGGAAGCGCUGAACUGACCUCCAAACCUUGAGUGUGUUAAGUGUAAUAGGAUUAUUGCAGUGAUCUUCUACAGACUUGAAACUUCUGAAAAAUAAAAGAUCCUGUAAGGGG